ACUACUAGGAAUAGCGCAUUGAAGUUCCUGGGCUAUUUUCUCACCUGAAUAUUCUAUUCUCAUCCCUCAUUGCCCUGCGCCAGCCGUCAUCCACCAUGGCCAAAACUAUUGACGAUAAUAUCUCGACGUCGACGACGGAUUCAGUCGUGAAACCACCCCCAGAUGGCGGAGCCAAGGCAUGGACUCAAUCUGCCAUGGGCCACCUCGUCUGCUUCAACACCUGGGGCUACCUUGCCAGCUACGGGGUCUUUCAGUCCUACUACCAAACUCACCUCGGGGUGUCCGAGUCGGCAAUCUCGUGGGUCGGCUCGAUUCAGAUGUUUCUGGUCUUCUUCGUGGGCGCCUUUUCCGGACGAGCGCUGGACGCGGGCUACUUCCGUCAUGUCUUCUGUGCCGGCGCAUUUUUGCAAAUCGUAGGGGUCUUCAUGACCUCUCUCUCCACCCAAUACUGGCAGCUCUUUCUUGCCCAGGGAUUGUGCACGGGACUAGGCAGCGGCCUCCAGUUCUGCCCCGCAAUGGGUCUAGUAGCCACCUAUUUCGAUAAACAUCGCGUAUUUGCAGUGGCUUGCUGCCUCGCCGGCAGCGGAACAGGGGGAAUGGUCUUCCCCGGACUGGUCAAGGGACUUCUCCCCGUGCUCGGGUUCGGCUGGACCCUGCGUGUCCUGGGAUUGGUCAUGCUCGCCACCACCCUCCCCGCUGUUGCGCUGUUCCGCACCCGCCUGCCUCCGCGGAGAUCGGGUCCCCUUGUCGAGCUCGCUGCUUUUCGGGACCCCAUUUAUACCUUCUUCAUUCUGGCAAUUUGGCUCAACUUUUGGGGGAUGUAUUUUGCCGUCUACUACGUCGGUGCUUUCGGCCGAAGCGUGAUUGGACUCACGUACUCCGACUCAACGAACCUGAUCAUCGUGCUCAACGGGGCCGCCAGCCUUGGACGCCUCAUCCCCGCGUACUUUGCCUCGUUCCAUCUGGGCCCGCUGAACACCAUAAUUCCCCUCUCAGUGGCCUCUAGCGUGCUAAUGCUCUGCUGGGCGGCCGUGCACUCCGCGGGGGGACUUUAUACGUUCGCUGUGCUGUACGGAUUCUGCGCCAAUGCGGUCCAGGGGCUCUGGCCGGCCACGCUAUCGAGCCUGAUCACUGACCUCAAUAAGGCUGGCACCAGGACCGGCAUGGGCUUCACGAUUAUGAGCUUUGCAUGUUUGACCGGACCUCCGUUGGGUGGCGCCCUCGUUGCUAAGGCUCAUGGUUACAUCGGAGCCCAGGUGUGGGCAGGCGUGGUCAUCCUACUGGGUGCAAUGGUACUGCUGGGGGCGAGAAUCUCGAAGACUGGAUGGCGCCUCGGGGUCAAAAUCUGAGAUCAUUGUCUUGUUCGGGUAAGGGGGAUUUUAUGAGGUGAAGUAAGCUCGGAUU
Aspergillus saccharolyticus JOP 1030-1 is the source of this 1404-nucleotide messenger RNA. RefSeq names its product MFS general substrate transporter. The coding region runs from base 96 to 1349 and encodes 417 amino acids. The record is from RefSeq and is a predicted model, not a curated record. The transcript has 2 exons. Gene Ontology annotation, cellular component: fungal-type vacuole membrane. Lineage: Eukaryota; Fungi; Ascomycota; Eurotiomycetes; Eurotiales; Aspergillaceae. Gene Ontology annotation, biological process: transmembrane transport. Gene Ontology annotation, molecular function: transmembrane transporter activity.